GGGGGGGAAACGCCUUGCUAAUAAGAGAGGUCAGAGAAGAAUGGCCUAGAAGGAUAUGAUAACUUAAAUAACCACUUUUUACAACCAUGGUGAGCAGAAAAGCAUCUCGGAAUACACAGAACCUUGAGGUGAAUGGAGUGAGGAUCAUUUUUUUGAUUAUGAAAACAUUUUUCAACUGAUUUUUGUAGAUUUUUACAUAAUUGGGGGUCACACAUUAAACAACUGGAGGUCACACAUUACCCAGUUUGUUAUAUGCUGCUGAAUUGAAACCCAACUCACGAAAAUGUGAUUUUUCCUCCCUUAAGAUAGAGCUAGGCUCUUUAAAAUGCCGGAGGUCCACCUCCAGUCCCGCUGUCUUCCUGAUAUUAAGCUGCAGGUUGUUUUCCCUGCACCACAAGACAAAGUCCCCCAUCAAUCCUCUGUACUCUGAUUCAUCCCCAUUGUGUAUGCACCCCACAAUGCAUACACAUCAGACAUCAGACAACUUCUGCAGGUGUUAUGAGCCGGUAUUGUUCUGGAAGUCCAAUAUGUAUAGCGUGAAGAGGAAAGGCGAUAUAGGACACAGUGAUAACAAAACAAACGUGAAUGUACCACAGCUUGCAGCUGAUGUUUGCUGAAGCGUGUUGACAGAGAAAAAAGGAGAGAACAAAAAGAAAAAGCAUUUUAUUUAGAACAUACGGUUGUGGUACAGGCACUAAGCUCAUGCCGCAACUCAUUUAGUGUAUCCUCCUGCAAAUAUCGACUUUCUCUGUUUCAUGUCCCGGUUUUCACCGGCCAUUGAAGAGAAUUGCUGUCCGGCACACACUCGUAGACUGCAUUCAGCGUCGGUAUAAAAAUUAACCAUUUCUUGCACUCACUUUGACAGACUCAGAACUUUAUCAGCAGGUGAGACUUUAGAGUCUGUGCUCCCCUCACACAUCAAUUUUCUGUGCCAUCCGUUGACUCAAAAAUCAAUUGAACUACACACGCUCAGAUUGUGAAUUAAGGUUUUAAUCAGGUUAAAAAAUCAGAAUCAUGAUGUGGGUGCACAUAUGAACUGGAUGAAAAUAUGAACUUUAUUUGCAUCCAAAUGUAUUCAUUGCUAAUAUCAAAAGUUACCUGGAAUCCUAGCCUGGAAUAUCAGCUCACUUGUUAAUUACUUGGCUAUUGAUGUUAAUUAAAAUUAAAAUAUCCAGCCAACAUCAAAUGCGUACUGUUGUAGAUAUAUUAUUAGGAAGCUAGCUAACUAUAGCAUAGUGCUGUGAUUAGGUUAGCUAGCAUAGACAAUGUCAAAUGUUUUAUUAUCUAAAUAAAACCAGCAUUUAAAGACACAUACUGUACAGAGCUGUAAAACAGAGCUGUAAAAGAAAAUGGAUGGAGCGAUGUCAUAUCAAGUUUGCAAUUUGCUAUACAAACUGAAUUUCUUCUGUUUUGGGUUGUGCGUAGCGAUACUGUAGAUCAGUGUGGUCAGUGUUAUUUUUACCCGGACACAUGUGCGGAAAAACAAGACCCGAUCACGAGUCUUUUACAAUCCUUUUUUAACAGCCACCCAGUCCAGACACACAUGAAGCUCAUUUUCAGUGAGUAUGGAAGAAGUGCGGAGGCUGAGCCUGAGUCAGAUCACUAGCAUCCUCAUUUAUUUCCGUAGUGUACAGAGCCGCCCGGCUGGCACGCUGGAACAGGGUGCUCAACAUCUCUGAACUCUGUUUCACCCUCUUAUCAGAUCAUGAGCUGCUACAGCAGUGAGGUCAGCACAACGAUCACGUUAUCAGCCUCAGGGAUGGAAUCACGCCAUUGUGCUCUUUCAAGAUUAAGCUACAGGUUCAGAUGUGAAGGGUUUGAUCCAACUAUUUUGAAGUUUAUGCAUAAUUUUAAGUCAGUGCUUUCAAUCCGGUGUAAUAAAUGAACUAGAUGUGUGACACAAUAUCUAGUAGACAAAUGAAGUGCUGAACCACAAGUUUAGAUUUGUGAGCCAUGGUCAGGCCUACGCAUGUCAUGUUCCCAAACAUUAUGUUGCUCAUACCAGACAUUCCUUAAACGCUCUGUCCGGUGAAGCAAGCAUGGGAUCGAGCUUGUAUUCUUCAUCCGGAUAGUAGCUAAACAACUCAAGUAAGGGUCACUCAGGGCAGGACUAUAUAAAUGAAUGUUAUUCAUACAUGGGUAAUUGUGAACAGCCUUUCUAUUGCAGUGGCACAUUGUGCAGCUCAAGGCAAAGAGCUUUGUUUUCCCCUCUGGGUUCAUUUACUGUCCAUCGCUAUGAAAGAAAAGAGAGCCCUUGAAUGAAUGUAGUCAAUAACCAUCGUUCCACACUUAUGGCUUAGUUAAAGCACUCGUCAGUGCUCAUCACUGCUUUGUUCUUUUCAGGGACAUAAUUAUUGCGUCCUGUAAUUACAUUCGACCAGCGCUAGAGUUGGAUUUCAUACAGAAAAAAAACAGCUGAAAUUUGGAACUAGGUUCGGAUGUUGAGGUUUAUCAGUACGUCAAGUUCCAGACUCUGCUAUGAGUCACAUUGGACUAAGCGUUUGCCAAGAACACAGUUGGCUAAUUUCCCACUGGUAGCAAAGCAUGGUGGCUUGUGUCUCUAUAAACGGCAUACCAGGUUUAUCAGCAACAUGGUGUUACAUUACAAAAGGAAUCAAGUCGUGAGCUUACUUCUCAAAUUCCAACCUGUAUGGAAGGAUUGCAGUGUUAAUAGCCAGCUUGGUAUUCCCCCUUUUUUGUGUAAAUGAACCAGUGGUAGUGGACAAAGUAGUGUUGAAGUGUAUAAACCCCUCAUUGCAAACUCAAGGCAUUUUUAAGAGUUCAGUGAUAGAAAAAACGCAGGUGCUAUUCAACAUUGGGUCAUCCUUCACCAUAUUCUCGAGAAGUACGUGAGUACAUGUGUGGCAUGCAGAAAGAGACCGGAUGUAAAUCAUAUGCUAUGGCCUUUACAGCCACUAGAUCUCAACCCAGUUGAACACCUAUCAGAGAUUCUGGAGCGACGCAUUAGACAGCACCCUUCACCACCACCAUCAUCAAAACAUCAACUGAGGGAAUAACUUUAGGAAGAAAGGUAUACACUACCCCCAUUACAUUUCCAGGGACUUGUAGAACCGAUGAUAAGGUUGGCAAGCUGGUCCAGAGUCUAGAGGCGUAGACGGAAAAUGCCCAGUCACCCUUAAGCAUCCUCAAGUACUGUUGUACAAUCAAAGGUGAUAGAUAGAGGGAUCCAUUAACAGCUUUGAAAACAAAUAAGAGCACUUUAAGCUGAACUGGGAGCCGAUGAAGUGAAGCGAAGACUGGUGUAAUGUACUCGCUCUUGUGUCUGUGAGCAACCUGGCAGCAGCACUCUGCAAUAAUAACACAGACUGAAUGAUCCUAAUUUAUAGCCAGUUGCAGUAAUGAACAUGAGAUGCCAUGAAUGCAUGAAUGAUUUUCUCUGAGUCGUUGAAGGAGAGAAAAGGUUUGAGCUUGGCAAUCAUUGUAAUGUGGUGAAAAAAUGUAGUCUUGAUUUGUUUGUCAAAUUUACUAACCAUAUUUACCAGGAAAGUAAAUGGUUCUUAGGGCCAGUUUCUAGUCGGACACAGUAAGUUGUGGAGAUCUCACCUAACUCUGUGAGGUGAGGUAAGCUACUCAUACAAAGUGCUAUUUGUGUGCGAGCCUGCAAGCAAAUGCACUGCCCUUUUCAAAAGGAGCUCAGUGAACCUUUUGCUCUCUCCUGCUCCUCUGAUUAAAUCAAAAAGCUACUGCACACCCUGUGAUGAGCUUGUUUAAGCAAUUAUUGAUCCAGAUUGGAUUAAAUAGGCUCUGCAUUAGCAGGGGCUGUGUAGCGACACUGACGGCGCAGACGAGGGUUUCUCUCUCCCUCUCUCUCUCUCUCUCUCUCUCUCUCUCUUUCUGCGGUGGAGCCUCAUGUAUACACAUCAUGUUGUGAUGACCACUGGCCCAUAGAGAAUCCCAGAAUAUGUUAAGUCAAGGCCUCAGGUGCUGCAGAUGUCUGAAAGGAUGAAGCACUGGCUCCGAUAGUGAGACAUGGAGCUGAUGAUUUCAUUUAGCUGAAUGAUGUAGAGGCUUACAUUAUUAUUCCAAUCUCUUACUAUCUCUGGCUUACUCAGUUGAAUAGUAAUCGGCAAUCAUUUGCAAGUUUUAUGUGGACAUGGUGCUAAUACCUGAUAAAUAUUUUGCAUAAAAUGUUUUAUCUCCACAGAAUCUCCAUAAACAACAUCAUGCCAGUAAUUUUUACAGACUGCACUCACAGGUGUUUGGAAACAUUAUGACAUAUCUGAACUUCCUAGAACGACCGGUAAAAAUAACCACAGUUUAGGCAGCGUGGUGACCCCUAAAGGACUCCUAUGAGGUGAUUCCCACCUCAGCCGCCCUCAGGCCCCCCACCUAACGUCAGCAGCAGCACGACUAAGGGAUGUCACAGGCGUUUCUUCUGAGCCUGAUCAUUUUCUUCUCCUGCACCCAGGUGUCCUCUGCCUUGUCCAUGAAACUUUUAAUGAGAGAGUGGAUGAAUUACGAAGAUGAGUGUCUCAGGAAUAACAGCAGAGAACCACCAGCCACAGGUCUUGUGUGUAACAGGACGUUCGAUAAAUAUGCCUGCUGGCCAGAUGGUUUGCCCAACACCACAGUGAGCGUCCCCUGCCCCAAGUACCUGCCCUGGCACGCAAAAGUCCAACAUGGCCUGGUUUAUCUGGAGUGCAGUGCCGAUGGCCAGUGGGCCAAGCAGAAGAACGCAAGUGAGUGUGAAACAAAUGAUCUGGCCCAGACUGACACGCAAUACUAUGUCAAGAUCCUCAGUAAAUUCAGGAUCAUAUACACCGUUGGUUAUUCCCUGUCACUGGGAGCGCUGGUACUGGCACUCGGUAUCCUGGUGGCCUUCAGGAAGCUGCACUGCAUGAGGAACAACAUUCACAUGAACCUGUUUGCCUCCUUCAUCCUGCGGGCUGCCGCCAUUUUCAUCAAAGACGCCUUGUUGGAGAGACCCAUCAUCAACCCGGGCACCACCACGGACCUCGAGAUGGAGCUCUUCGUCAAGAACGAAGUUUUACAGCCGGAUGUGGGCUGCAGGAUUGCUGUAGUGAUGAUGCAGUACAGUAUCAUAGCGAACAGCCACUGGCUGCUGGUGGAGGGGAUAUACCUGCACAACCUGCUGGCGGUCACGGUGCUGACUGAGGGGAACCACUUCAGCAUCUACCUGUGCAUCGGCUGGGGAGCUCCACUGAUCUUUGUUCUGCCGUGGAUCAUUGUGAAAUAUAUCUAUGAGAACGAGAAUUGCUGGGAACAGAACAUAAACAUGGGGUACUGGUGGAUUAUUCGUUCCCCCAUCCUACUGGCAGUGCUGAUCAACUUCUUCAUCUUCAUACGCAUCAUUAAGAUCCUCGUGUCCAAGCUGAGGGCUCACCAAAUGAGAUACUCCGACUACAAGUUCCGGCUCGCGAAGUCCACCCUUACCCUCAUCCCUCUGCUUGGUAGCCAUCUGGUCCUGUUUUCCUUCGUCACUGAUGAGUCUACCUCAAACGGUGCCAUCACCCUGCGGCUCACGAAACUCUUCAUCGACCUUGUCUUCAACUCCUUCCAGGGGCUGCUAGUGGCCAUCCUCUACUGCUUUGUCAACAAAGAGGUUCAGUCUGAGAUCAUGAAGUUCUGGAAGCGCUGGAGGGGGAAAGACAUAGACGAAGACUACCGUCACACCUACAGCAACACGGCUCAGGUGACCAACAGCAAACAAGUCCAAGCCGCGUCCAGCAAGCUGAGGCUGCCGGACGUCACGUGCUCGAGUUCGGUCGUCUGCGGCUCCGAGGAGAAGCAGCUGCUGGCGCUCAGCUGCCACAACGGCACGGAUCGCCUGCGCUUCACUUCCAAGUCACCGGAGGGUACCAGCAGCACCAACAGCACGGCAGCCGAAGAGCCGAUGGUGUGCAAUCAGGACCCACGAGGGAGCAUCGAGAGCAACAUGUGAAAACGUGAGGACACGUGCAAGCACGUGUGUGUGUCAGUGAUGGUUCCACUACAUUCUCACACACUCUCGGCUCUGAGCCCACAGACCGAGCGAGCAGCACCGAGAUGGGUGUAAAGUGUAUGUGAGUGUGUGCAUGCAUAAUGUGUGUGUGUCAUGUGGAAGAGUGUGUAAGCACCUCAGUGAUCGCUCUACGCUCAUGUGAGCUGUCCAUCUCAUGUGAAAAAAAAAAGUGUUCGGUUGUAACAUGUUCACACACCAUAUCAUCACACCACCGCUGCAUCUUCAGCAGACGGACCAGAACGAAGACAUGCUGAAAAAAAAAAACAUAAACCUCAAAAAAACUUACAACAUGAACCUCAGAUGGACACAGAAACCUGGACUGUACUUUUAAUAACUGUUAACGGUCGACUGUGGAUCAUGGAUUCCUCGCUGUAGAUACCAAAGCGUGAAUGGAGGAGAGAAAAUGCUCAUGCGGGUUCUCCGGUUGUGUUUCGGGUUUCAUUCUGACAGUACAGUGGUUCUGAAAGCCAAAUCACGAUUAUGAAAGAUUCCUAAGUAUUUAAAGAAAUUAUUUGUGACCAAGAACAUAAAAAUCAAAUGACUGUCUCUAAUUUUAUCUUCAAUGUUGUCUUGGAAAAUGAAAGGCGCUUUUUGGUAUUCGUGUAACUUGUCAGGUUUAAUGAUUGCUGUUGUUUUUUUUUUUUUUUUAAAUAAGGUCUCAAACAGGCGAAGAUCAGUGCAGUUGAACGAUCUAAUCAUGCAGUUCUGAAGGUGUGCCUUUUUUCCCCAGAUGUGUGAAAAAUGAAAAAAAAAAUGACAAAAAGACAACCUUACAUGAUUUUUCCUAAUUGUCAGGUUUGGUUAAUCAUUUAAUCGACAGGUUGUGAGUUUUAUUUUAUUUACGAGACUAACAUUAUUAAUAUGACUAGGGCUGGGAUGAUAAGAAAUUAAAAAAAAUUAACUUGGGGAAAAUGAUUAAUUAUAAAUAUUUAUAUUAUGUAGAACCUUGUGUACUUUACAGUUCAGUAUUCAGUAUUUCUUGAUUGGAUUUGAACCAGAGAGAGAGACAAAGCCUCAAUCACCACAGCUCAACAUUUAACUAAAAUAAUUAUCCAUAAUGAUACUAGCGUCAUCGUUUUGGCUAUAAUUUAUGACCUCAGUAGACACAGCCUUCCUACAAACCUUAUUGCAGCAUGGGUUGAAUUUUUUUCCCCAAAGAAAACACGGCACUUUAUUGUGUGUAAUUGCGUUACUCUAUUAAUGAGAGAAAUGAAGGAUGCCAUCUUUUCCAACGAUAACUGAAACACCGCAUAACUCCACAUCUCUUUCAAGCUUUGCACAAUAUUUCCACACAUCAAACUGCAUUUUCUGAGCAAGACAUGUAGAGCAUAAGGCUGUUUUCACACUUGGCCAGAGUGUUUUUUUUUGUUUGUUUUUUUUUUUGAGCUAGUAUGAAUAAAAUAGCUCACUCAACACACACUGUAAGCAUCGACGCUCUUACCAGGAACGAAACUAACUAGCAUAGCUUUGCGAUUUAGAUUAGAUUUAUUAUUACGAGUAAUGGAUAUGAAAUAAAGACUUGUUUAACUCUGGUGAUGAGGAGGUUGUUUGUAUAUGCUGUAGCUUUGGAGCCAGAAAAUCAAGAGCAGCUUUUGCGACUUGACUUGACUGAGACUUCACAUUACAUAUCAUUGAAAGCCCCAAAAAUAGGCAUGUUAUUAUUUUUAUUUACACUGCAGCACUGAAAUAUUGGCAGUUAAACUCAACGUAAAUCUGCUAACAACAUUUUUUUUAGCCACCAUGUUUUGGAAGCUCUGACGAGAGAAGCAUUGGCGACAGUACUGUCCUCCCGCAUUCCACAGGAUUACCUGUAAAAUGUCUGCUGCCAGUGGAGGAAAAACAGCAGAGUGUGAAAGCAGCCUAAAACGUCCUGCUGUGUGUCGACUCGGUAAACCCAACAAUAAUGGAUCAGUGCGUAAAACACAUAUUCACACCCGUGAGUGUUAAUUAUUGAUAAACUACUGAUACGUAGUCAAAGCCCUAAACAUUACUAACACAUAAUCAGCAUUAAACAUGAUGCAGAAAUUUUGUGCAUUUGGUCCAUCUGUUCCUUUUUAUGGGCAUAAAACAAUAAACAACAAUACAAAAAGAAAUCCAUGCACAUGAUCACACAAACACUCAGCUGCUAUAGCAAACGCUAGACUGCGAUUACUACCCUGUAACACAUUUACAAAGGUACAGUCCAGAUUAACAGAAACUCCAGACGCAUUGUUAUGUUAAUGCCUUACCAUGAAUCAUUACAACAAGCCAACUGGCACACAAGCAGUUUUCCCUCCAAGGACAUGCGCCCCUGCGACCGCCAAGUAAAAAUAGCCUGACCUUAGUUGUACGCAGAAUAAACAAAUAUAGCCAAAAAGUUCAGAAAGACUUGGAUACGAUGCCUUAAUGGGGCAUUAUGCCAAAUCAGAUUGGUCCGUGAUUUGUUUCUCCUUUGUCUCCGUCAUUAGGAUGCCAUGUAUGUUGGUUAGUGUCACUAUUUAAGUCUCGUUUUAUUUCCUUGGAUUGCCAAUAUGGGUACACCACAAAGCCAUGAAAGCUCACCAGCCAUUACAAUGCUGAACAAACUAUAUCAACUUGAUCAAAACUUUCGUUGCUGUUUUUCAGCUGUCAGGGACAGAGGUUUUCCUGUUUGUUAAAAGAAAGAAAAAAAACAGACAUUAGUGCAGUCAUAUAAACAUAAGCUGAGUACAGAAAGUGUGAGUUAUUGUGUGUCUUAAUGGAAACUUGCAGCCACAGCUCCAUGUUGUGCGUCAGGUGAGAAUAAAGACCAGGAGGACGACGAGAGUGAAGACAAGGAUGAUGACUCCGGGUACAGGGGGGGGCGCUGUUUGCACAAUGUUAAUUUAUAAUUGCUAAAAAUGCAGAUAUCUGUACAUCCUGCUUGAAAUGUAAUAUGCCUUAUUUUUGCAUGUGUGUAAGUCUGUGUCUGUUGUGUGCACAAUGCAUGUGGGGUGUUUUGUACCUGUGUGGGCCUCCACAAGGGCAGGGUGCCAUUUUUUAGAGCCUACCUUGGUGUUAGAUGUGUUCGGAAUAGCAUCUUUCUUGUGCUCUACUAAACAUUAAAGAAACCAGUUUUUUUUC
This is a messenger RNA of Pangasianodon hypophthalmus (striped catfish), 9064 nucleotides long. It is a transcript of the gene gcgra, whose product is annotated as glucagon receptor a. NCBI's taxonomy places the organism in Eukaryota, Metazoa, Chordata, Actinopteri, Siluriformes, Pangasiidae. Bases 4379 to 5923 code for a protein of 514 amino acids. Gene Ontology annotation, biological process: adenylate cyclase-activating G protein-coupled receptor signaling pathway; cell surface receptor signaling pathway. Gene Ontology annotation, cellular component: plasma membrane. The record is from RefSeq and is a predicted model, not a curated record. The transcript is spliced from 14 exons. Gene Ontology annotation, molecular function: gastric inhibitory peptide receptor activity; glucagon receptor activity; peptide hormone binding.